UUGACAAAGUUUGAGACGAAGAGUAAUCGAGUGAAAGCGUUGAGUUUCCAUAGCAAGAGGCCAUGGAUCCUGGUGAGUCUUCACAGUGGCGUGAUCCAGCUCUGGGAUUACCGCAUGGGCACUCUCAUUGAUCGGUUUGAAGAGCAUGAUGGGCCCGUUCGAGGCGUUCAGUUUCAUAAAUCGCAGCCGCUUUUUGUAUCCAGAGGUGUGGUUUAUUUGUUGAAUGCUCCUCAAAUUUUAUAUUUAACUGGGCUUGAUGCUGUUGUGAAGUAUGUAUUGGAAGGCCAUGAUCGAGGCGUUGACUGGGCUUCUUUCCAUCCGACUCUCCCUUUAAUUGUUUCUGGAGCAGAUGAUCGUCAAGUUAAUCUGGCGCAUGAAUGGUAUGAAUAUACGAAGGCUUGGGAGGUGGACACAUUGAGAGGCCACAUGAACAAUGUGUCGUGUGUUCUAUUCCAUACAAGACAGGACAUCAUUGUCUCAAACUCAGAAAAUAAGAGCAUUCGAGUUUGGGAAGCGACGAAAAGAACCGACCUGCAAACAUUCCAUAGGGAGCACGACAGGUUCUGGAUCCUUGUGGCUCAUCCUGAGAUGAACCUCUUGGCUGCCGGUCAUGAUAGUGGCAUGAUUGUUUUCAAGCUCGAGAGAGAGUGCCCUGCUUUUUCUGCUAGCGGUGAUUCCCUUUUCUAUGUCAAGGACAGCUAUGGUAGAGGCGACACAGUUCAGGAUGCAGAAAUAGGAAUCGGGGGCUCGGUAGUGUUCAUCGCUCGAAACAGUACCAACACGUCAAAUAACCCAAUGACCCCCACAGUACCAACACGACAAUUUGACGUUAUGGAUACAGCUCAGAUUUUUGAUGAAGAUGUUCACACUUGGUGGCUUAUUCCGUUGGAUGCUUUAAAGGACCAGAACAAAUUUCGGUUCCAGUUGAUGUGGAGAGAUGAAAGCCAACAGGACGAACGGACCUGCUUCAACCUCGCCCUCGAGAGUGGCAACAUCGAGAAAGCACUUGAAUCUGCCAAGAGAAUAGACAAGAAGGACCAUUGGUACAGGCUGGGCGUGGAGGCCCUCCGCCAGGAGAACACCGGCAUAGUUGUGUGCGCAUACCAGAAGACCAAAAACUUUGAGCGCCUUUCCUUCCACUGCCUCAUAACUGGAAAUUCAGACAAGCUCUCCAAGAUGAUGAAGAUUGCUGAGGUGAAGAACGAUGUAAUGGGCCAGUUUCACGAUGCAUUGUAUCUCGGAGACUUGCCCGUUAGCCAGAUCUGGGUUCAGCAUUCGUCCAUGCGCCUGCUGAGCCGCCAGCUGGGCAUCACGAAUUUCGCCCCUUUGAAAUCGCAAUUUGUCGACCUAUACUCAGGUAGCCACACCUAUCUACGUGCUUUCAGCCUCUCGCUCGCGAUCGAGAGAGGCUGGAGCAAGUCGGCAAGUCCGAACGUCCUCCGGCCCUCAUCUUCAAUUUCUCGCAGCUCGAGAAACUCAAAGCUGGGUACAAGGCCACGACAGCUGGGAAAUUCUCUGAGGCCCUGUGGAACUUCCUCUCCAUCCACACGAUACCGCUGA
Molecule: messenger RNA, 1560 nt
Organism: Striga asiatica
Lineage: Eukaryota; Viridiplantae; Streptophyta; Magnoliopsida; Lamiales; Orobanchaceae
Source: the annotation of a GenBank genome assembly